AUGGUUGUAACCAAUCUGUCCCCCAACAAUAAAAUCCUUAAAUACCUGAGGCCAAUGGCCGGCUGGAAGGGCUUCCUUCAGAGGUACAUGCUUGCCAGCUGGAAGGGUUUCCUUCCAGAUGGCGAGAGGUACAUGCUUGCCGGCUGGAAGGGUUUCCUUCCAGAUGGCGAGAGGUACAUGCUUGCCGGCUGGAAGGGUUUCCUUCCAGACGGCAAGGGCCCCAUUAUCCCAUCUGCAUUAACUGUAUUGACCACCCCCACCAUGAUCCCAAUCACCACCACCACCAACAAUAAGGAAAAAACUAAUGCUCCAUAUGAUCAUUGUGAUCCCCCAAAACCCUGACCUGAAAGACAAGACAAAACCAAAAAGGAGCAAAACAUG
Messenger RNA from Puccinia graminis f. sp. tritici CRL 75-36-700-3, 381 nucleotides. RefSeq lists its product as uncharacterized. The transcript is spliced from 3 exons. NCBI's taxonomy places the organism in Eukaryota, Fungi, Basidiomycota, Pucciniomycetes, Pucciniales, Pucciniaceae. The record is from RefSeq and is a predicted model, not a curated record. The coding region runs from base 1 to 342 and encodes 113 amino acids.